AUGACGAACGCUACGAUCCAGGAGAUAGAAGGAAUUGAUGAUUAUUGGGGCCCUGCAUUCCGUUCGAUAUACGAAGGAGAAGGCCACGAAGCGUUUGUACAACAGUUGGAUGAACGGAUAAAACAACAUGACAAAGAAAUUGAGAAGCUAUGCAACUUUCAUUAUCAGGGCUUUAUUGACUCAAUCCGUGAGUUACUACAAGUGCGGUCACAUGCUGAGGAGUUGCAUGCGGAGAUAUCUAAUGUGGAUGCCAAUGUCAAAGACACCACUGACAGUUUAUGUGCUAAAGCUGAAGAGUUGAUACGAGCUAGAAGGGUGGAGCUGAACAUUGCAGCUACUAUAGAGAAGAUGGAGCUGUGCCUGCCAUUGCUGACCACAUAUUCCAAGCUGAAGUCUCAAGUGGAAGCUAAAAGAUAUUAUCCAGCUUUGAAGACGUUAGAACAACUGGAGCACGUGUUGCUCCCGCGCGUCGGUCCGUACAAGUGGUGCGGGCAGAUCUCAGCCGACAUACCGCGGCUACGACAAGCUAUACAGGACGCGUCCAUGGCUGACCUCAGAGACUUCCUCGAAAAUAUACGAACACUUAGCCCACAGGUGGGAGCGAUGGCUUUGAAGCAGACACAAGAAAUGCUCGGAAGGAGUCUUGCAAGUAUUGUCAAAAAUAAAAAAGAUAUGGCAGUUUUAGGAAUAUCAGCGAAAGAGAACAUUGGACCACAAUGUCCCCACGAGUUGGUCGACUUCAGCCCUUUACAUAGAUGUCUGCAUAUCCACAGUGUGUUGGGCGCCAAGAAUGACUUCAUACAGUAUUACAGAGCUCAACGCAAACAGCAAGCCCGUCUAGUGUUGAUCCCUGCAUCAGUAAACUUGCACGACUCGAUACAAGGCGUUAAGAACUACUUAAAUGCAGUCCUAGGGUUCUUUAUACUGGAGGAACAUUUACUGAGCGCAGGCGCAGGGCUGGUGUCCAAAGACUGGUUGCUGGACAUGUGGGGGAUGUCGGUGACAAAAGUAGCUUCCACUUUGAGGACCAAUACAUCCCUAAUUACGGAUCCCACGCUCAUGCUGAGUAUCAAACACCAGAUCGUACUGUUUAUCAACACAUUGAAAUGUUACGGUCUCCCCACGGAUCCGUUGCCACUGUUACUGCAAGAGAUGGCGGAGCAUUACACUGAAGUGUUGAUGCAAAGAUGGGUGGUAGUCUUCAGGGAUAUACUCGACAAUGCCUCUUUCCUACCUAUCGAGGUAGAGAAUCAAGACCAAUACGACGGUGUCAUGGACACGUUCCCCUACGAUGGAGAUGAAUUAGAAAUGCAACCGUUUCCGAGGAAGUUCCCGUUCUCGAGCAUAGUGCCGGGCGUGUACGUGCAGGUGAAGGAGUUCAUCUACGCGUGGCUGAAGUACUCGGCGGGGCUGGGGCUGGGCGGCGGCCGGCGCGCGGCGGCGGCGCGACACUCCGCCUCCCUGCUGCUCAGUCGCUCCUUCACGGGCUGUCUGUCCGCGCUCUUCCGGAGACCACUGCCGCUCAUGCAGCUCGUACAGAUUAUCGUGGACACGCAAUACUUAGAAGGCGCGACAUUAUGUCUCUACGAAUUCAUCAGCAACAUCACUGGCUCUGAACUAGUCACUACACAGGCGGCAGGCAGCAUGUUCCAAGCGGCACGCGACGACGCCGAGCAACAGAUCUGCGACAAACUGGAGAAGAAAGUUGACGAGUUCCUCGACCUCGAGAACUAUGACUGGCUUUUAGUGGAGCCGACUGGUCAGGCGUCGUCCUUCGUCACGGACAUGCUGAGCUACUUAUCAGGCGUACUGACGUCACUGGAGCAACUGCCGGAGAGGGCCAGAGUGGCAGCAGUCCGUGCAGCGACGAACCGUAUCGCGAGCCGACUGCGCAACCUGUUGCUGGACCCCGCCGUCAAGCAGAUCUCGUCGGGCGCGCUCGACCAGCUCAACCUCGACGUCAUACAGUGCGAGCAGUUCGCGGCCGGGGAGCCCGUGCCUGGACUCAAGGAGGGAGAACUCUUGGAACAUUUUGCUAGCUUGAGGCAACUUCUCGACUUAAUAACGGGUUGGGACUGGUCAUCAUACCUCCACGAUGUCGGUAUAGACGGCGGCAAGUACUCACUAGUGACGCCGCGCGAUGCCGCCACGCUCCUCGAAAAACUCAAAGAAGCUGAACAGAAGUCUUCUGUCUUCGCCGUCCUCAAGAAGAAUGAAAGAGACAGAAGGAAGCUACUCGACACCGUACUAAAACAAUUAAAACAAUUACAGAAUCAAGACGGAUCGUGA
Molecule: messenger RNA, 2289 nt
Organism: Spodoptera littoralis (African cotton leafworm)
Lineage: Eukaryota; Metazoa; Arthropoda; Insecta; Lepidoptera; Noctuidae
Source: the annotation of a GenBank genome assembly